Molecule: messenger RNA, 1950 nt
Organism: Perkinsus marinus ATCC 50983
Lineage: Eukaryota; Perkinsozoa; Perkinsida; Perkinsidae
Product: vacuolar sorting protein 45, putative
Exons: 12
Coding region: 1-1950 (649 amino acids)
Biological process (GO): vesicle-mediated transport; intracellular protein transport
Cellular component (GO): Golgi membrane
Source: RefSeq, a predicted model, not a curated record
AUGACUAAAGAGGAAGAAGUGUGGUACUCAAUAUGGGCGUCCAAUAAUCGUUAUGUGAAUUCCAUGCUCGACCGAGUCGGAGGCCCAAGCGUUAUGAAGGCCCUCUUAGUCGAUAAGGAAACUCUACCCAUUGUCAGCACUGUCAUGACCCAAACCGAAAUACUCAAUAAGGAAGUCUUCCUCGUAGAGCCACUAGAGGAGGCCAUAGCCUCUCCCAACGACGACGAGGUCGAGGGGUCGACUACGACCAGUAUGCGCCAUAUGAAGGCAUGUGUUUUCCUACGACCGACCAACCAGAACUUCCUAGCCCUUUCGAAGGUCCUUCGUCAGCCGGUUUAUAGUGAAUACCAUCUAUUCUUCUCCAAUGUGGUGCCUCAUGGUCGUCUGUCACAGCUUGCAGCUUGCGAUGAAUAUGAGUGCGUUGCCUCUGUUACAGAAGCAUACGCCGAUGUCAUCGCCCUCAACUCUGGUCUGUUCUCCUUGGGUUCACAAUCAGUAGCUCAACUUCAUCGUGAGCAGUCGAUGUGGACGGCUUUCGAGGAGAGCGUCUUCCAACGGCAAGUCGAUGGCCUCUUUGCCGCCUCAAUUUCCCUUGGUAGCGUCAAAAGAGUGACUGCUGCUAACUCCUCUGGCCUCACCCUGCCUGUUAUUCGGUAUUCAUCUGCAUCACCAUUGUCAAGGAAGGUCGCUCUGGCACUUCAAAAACGGCUCGAGCAAGAUGAGAGUCUUUUCGAAAGCGUUGCGGGUUCGGCGGCAACUCCUGUUAACAGUGGUGGGGGCAUGCUCAUCCUAGUAGCCGAUAGAAGGGACGACCCAGUGACGCCUCUACUCACACAAUGGACGUAUCAAGCUAUGGUCCACGAGCUACUAGGGUUGGAAAAUAACAGAGUCAUGCAUCCGUUGGCAGUUGCUGGGGAGGGAGCUACUGCCUCAGAAGGAGUGGAGGUUGUCCUUAGUACCAACACUGACAAGUUCUUCAGAGACAAUUAUCUGAGUAAUUUCGGUGACCUUGGAAUACACAUAAAGGAGUAUGUUGAGCUCUAUCAACAGCAGACGAAGAAUCAAGCUAAGGUUGACAAUGUUGAAGAUAUGCAAAGAUUCCUGGAUCAGUAUCCCGAGUAUCGUAAGCUUAGCGGUAACGUGUCGAAGCAUGUAGCGUUGGUCCAUGAGAUAUCAAGAAUGGUGGAGAAGUACAAUUUGCUUGAAUGUUCGGAGUUGGAGCAAAGCUUAGCCUGUGAUGAGCAUAUGAGUAUGCAUGACCAACUGAAGAGGGUUAGAGCUAUGGUCGAGAAUCCCCGCAAUUCCAAUCUGGAACGUCUCAAGAUAUGCAUCCUCUACGCCUUGAGGUUCGAGACGGACACGAGCGGCAUUCGAGAGCUCAAGGGUCUCCUGGAACAGAAGGGUGUCCCUCCCGAACAGGUUGGAUUGAUCUCUACUAUGCUAGACCACUUUGGUUCAGCGUCCCGACUACCUUACCCGUCUGCAUCAGGAGCUGCCGCGGCCUUGGCUCGUCGAUUGGGGUUCACUGGUGCCACCACUAACGUCUAUACUCAGCACAGAUCUCCCAUAUCGAUAACAGCUGAGCAAGCUUUGAAGGGUAGGGUUAAGGAGCAGGACUAUGUCGCUGUAGUUGGCAGUAAAGGACGACUGAAUGGAGUGGAAAAUAUGAGGCCGUCCUUACUACUAGUGUUCAUGGUUGGUGGUUGCACUUUCGAAGAGGCCCGAGACUUCCACACUCUCAACGAGCAACUGGUCACUGCUUCUACUACAGCUGGAGGUGGUACGCCUUCCCAGUCUAUGGGCAUGCAGCCUGCAAUUGUCUUGGGAGGCAGUACCAUUCAUAAUUCCAAAAGUUUCCUGGCUGACGUUGCUCAGUUGUCACGGCUACACGCUCCGUCUGGUAGUGGUCUCUUUGCGGGUAUCUCUUCUCCUCUCGCAGGGGCCGAGUGA